Molecule: messenger RNA, 1260 nt
Organism: Colletotrichum aenigma
Lineage: Eukaryota; Fungi; Ascomycota; Sordariomycetes; Glomerellales; Glomerellaceae
Gene: epoA-5
Product: putative epoxide hydrolase
Exons: 4
Coding region: 1-1260 (419 amino acids)
Biological process (GO): epoxide metabolic process
Molecular function (GO): epoxide hydrolase activity
Source: RefSeq, a predicted model, not a curated record
AUGUUUCAGUUGCCGGCUUUGGCUGCAUUAUUGGCAACAACAGGCUCGGCCACCCUGUUCAGCUCCAUUCCUCUCAACCUAUCCGCAAACCUAACAGAAUUCAACUUUCAUGUUACCACAGACAAACUAGAGAGAUUUCAAACCUCACUGUCAGCCUCCAACGUUGUCGCAGAUGACUGGUAUAACCGGCACCAGAACAUCCAACUCGGCACCACAAGAUCAUGGCUUGCAGAGGCCAAGGAGGCAUGGAUUAAUUUUGAUUGGAGGGACAAGGAAAACCAUAUCAAUAGGUUCCCUAACUUCAACAUCCUAAUCGACGACAACAAUCUUGGUCUCACAAACAUUCACUUCAUUGCCCUCUUUUCCCAGAAAAAAGACGCUUUACCUCUCCUAUUCUUACAUGGGUGGCCUGGGUCGGUCAUAGAAUUUCUCCCAGUCUUGGACAUCCUAACUUCAAAGUACAAUGCGGACACACUCCCAUACCAUGUCAUCAUACCGUCCUUGCCACACUACGGGCUCUCUGGAGGUCCGUCGGAUGUGGAGCUCACAUUAAGCGACGCAGCAAGACUUAUGAACGAGCUGAUGCGAAGCCUUGGUUUCGCCUCGGGUUAUGUCGUCCAAGGAGGUGAUAUCGGGAGCUUUAUUGCCAGGAUACUGUCGGCAACAUAUCCUGAAUGCAAAGCAUUUCACAUAAACAUGCUGGCGCCCUCAUCUCUGAAGGAAAUUCUCAGCAAUGCAAACAUUACCGCGACGGAAACUGAACAUGUUCAGCACAUGUACGAUUUCAGUGCUAAUGGAUCAUCUUACAUUCUCGAACACGGAUUGAGGCCAUCGACGAUCGGGCUUGUUCUCGCUUCGAGUCCGCUUGCUGCGUUGUCCUGGAUCGGGGAAAAGCUCAUCGAAUGGCCAGACCACAGAUAUACCCUAUCGCUCGACAACAUUCUCACAUUGGUCACCUUCUAUUGGCAUACGAACUCUUUCUCACGCAACCUUUACCCAUAUCGACCCAUGGCGGCAGCCGCCGUGGAAAAUAAGUUGUUCAAUGUUCCAACUUCCAAAGCGAAACCUUUGGGAUACUCGGUAUUUCCAUCGGAAAACAUUCUCAUGCCCGAAGCAUGGGCCAAAAAAGCUUAUCCAAAUUUGGUGUACUACAAGCGAAAUGAGAAGGGAGGGCAUUUCGCUGCAUUGGAACAGCCUGAAAUAUUCCUGAGUAAUGUGGAAGAUUUCCUCACGUUGGUUAGGCCGCUCAUCGGCAUCUGA